UCGCGUCUCUGUACUCAUGGAUCAUGACCGUCGAGCGUGUUGUGGUGUGGCAUCACUGCCGUUUGCCGGAUUCAACAUGUAGGAGCGCAUUUAAAUUGCCUGUUCCUCCUUCAUAUACACAACGAUGGCAGAUUUUAACGACGGGGUGGACGGGAAGCUGGCUUUUCGAAUGCGAAAGGUCAAUCCCGAGCAAUUUCACACGCUCGUCAAAAUGCACCUGUCCUUCGAACUGGAUCUUAACACGGAAGACAGCGACGGUAUUACGGAGAAGGCGAGGUUGAAGAAAUGGGGCCUUCUGAGCUUCACCAAGAAGUCCAAGUCUUCGGUCAACUUGGAAAAGGGUACAGAAGGAGUUAUGCUGUCCGAGGAUGGCAUAAAUCAUUUGACACAACUGAUAGAUUAUCUGUCCAAGGAACAAAAUAUCGUGCAGGAGGGAAUAUUCCGACGCACUGGAAAAUUAACGAGGCAGCAGGAUUUAAAAACAGCCAUGUCUCAAGGUGUAUUUUUAGAUCUCGACGAUGGUAGAUUUAGUGUACACGAUUGUGCCUCUGUGUUGAAAGGGUUUCUGGCGGAGCUGUCUGAACCGCUACUGACGGACUUGCAUUAUCCAGCGCAUUGCCAGAUUGCUGAAUUGUGCAGCUUGGAUGCCAAAACGAACGACGCGAGGCUAUUGAGCUCCCUGCAGUUGCUGCUGCUGCUCCUGCCGCCUCCCAACAGAAUUUUGCUGAAGGCUAUUCUCACCCUGUUGAAUAAGACGGCGAGUUACGAGCAUAGCAACAAAAUGAACAGCGACACGCUGGCCACUCUCUUCACGCCGCAUCUGUUGUGCCCGCGAAAACUGUCGCCCGAGGCCCUGCAUAUCAAUUCGCAGAAUCUGUCGUGUCUAGUCGCAUUUAUGAUUAGGAAGGGUACGGAGUUGUUUGAGAUUCCACCAAAAUUGGCUACAGAUAUACGGGCGUAUUGGAUGGAGCAGGAGAGAAAAUUGCUGAGCCCCAAGAAGACUGAUCUAAAUGAGUCGGUGCCAGACGCAACCAGUACUGCCCACACCGUGUUCAGUUUCGUCGAUCGUAAGUUAACGGCGAAGGCUAAUUCCACCCAAGACACGCAGGCAGCCUUGGCUCAGUUAUACGCUCAUAUACAAGCCAUGCCGGAGUCCGCCAAGAAGCGGCGGCUUGUGAAACAGUUUAACAAGGAAAACGGACAGGGUACACCUAGGCACGUGAAGAAUUGCAAAACCAAGAGCCUCGGGGAUUCCAUCAAGAAGCAUAUCUUUCAGAAGAAAAUCCUAGGCCACAAGAAGUUCGUUGACAUUAAUAUCGGAUGCAAUUUCACUAGAUCGAGCAGCGAAGAGAAUAUAUUGUCAACGAAACUGGAAGACUCGUUUCUUCCGGCGAGAACGGUUCUUAGCAAAUCAAACGACGAGCUUAGCACGGAAAACUGUGAUACAACUAACAACGAUCGUUUACAUGUCAAACACACGUGUAGUAUAGAUAGCAUUAAGAACGAGACUUCGACGACGAGUUGUAAAGCAAAAAAGACGAUAUCGAUCGAUGAAUCUGCCGACACGAGAGACGAGGUGGAACACGAAAAGAACACGCAGCACGAUACUAAACCGGGCUUGGGCUCGAUCGAGCUCAGUUUAGGUGCAAGUUUAGAAGAGAUCAAUGUAAUGAUUAACGAGAAUAGUCAAUCUGACGCUGGUAAAUUAACACGACCGCUCAGUGAACCGCCCGACUUGUAUUCCACUCAUGUGACUCACUGUGACAAUUUAAUGGUGACUAACGGUGGAUUGGUACGACGAAAUUCAGAAUCUACUUUCGCAUCUGUCGCUACGUCAAAUGUACAAAGCGCUCCUUCGAAAACUCGUAUCCCGAAUGUAAAAUCGUCCGAGGCUACUUCGAAUGUCGAAUCGCACGCUGAAAACGCAUGUACACAUAAUUUGCAGUCCCCGAUGGUGAAGAACAGAUUCAGGAAUGUGUAUGCUGUUCACACGUCGACGCCAUCGAGUUUACUACGACGAAGCUUGGCAACUAACGAUUAUCUCUUGACUCCCAUUACUAACAAUGACAGAAGCAUGAGUCCAAUUACGCAAAGCGCAACAAAGAUGACGAAAGCCAUGCAGGAAACUAUGAUGACUCCGCGCUCCAGGAAACCAGUAAUGAUAGUUUCAACUUCGAAUCUAUGCAAUCUCGUCACUGGCCACAACGGUUGCGAUUUACGUGGGUCAAAUUUGGACAACAUGGUCGGUGCAAUAAAUAAUUGCGCUUCCAUUUUGGAGGAGUCCCAGACGUACAACAGUACGGACAACGCGCUGGCUCACGCGAAAGACGUCGAGAUUAAAGAAAAUAACGUAUUGGACACGCUGGAGAAGCACAGCUGCGUACAAUCGGUCGCACAUUGUUGCGCCUGUACGCAACAGAGUUCGAUGUCGAUAACGAGCACGUUCAGGGAAUAUCUGUUGUCAAGGAGCGUGUUGACCGCCAGCCCCGUCGAUCUCAGCUUCACGUCGCGGACGGGCGACUUCGAGCAGUCGGAAUCCGAUUUGAAUAUAUUGAACGACGAUACGCUGUCCGACAGUUUGCUACGCUGCUUGGACGGCAAUCAACCAGAAUCUGACACUUCCGGCAUAGCAUCCGGCAGCACGAAUAGCGCGAACAAUUCCACCGAGAAAACGGAGGAGAUACCAUCACCGAGGAAACGUGGGACCAGUUUGCAGCGAAACGAUUCUAAAAAGUCCGCGAGAGAAAGCGCGGUCAAGAGUACAAAAAGCGAGGAGUGCAAACAUAAACUGCGAGACGAAUCGACGUUAAAUCCAACAAAGAUGAAGGAUAGCUUUCAAGAGACAUCAUUUUAAGCUAUCCGCACAAGUUAUUUAAUUAUUAAUAUAUCGUUAAGUAUAAGUAUAGUUUUGUACUUUGUAUACUUCGAAGUUAAAGGAGCCUAAGGAGAGUUGCCACAUUAAGUUUACCAGUAGGACACAUUAUACAGAGUGUUUCACAUAACUGGGCGGAGCUGUGUCUUCAAAACGAUUGGAGAUGGAAGAAAAGGGCCAAAAGCAGAAUUAAAUGAUAGAUAUUUUACAUUUCUGUAUUACUUUCGUGCAUUUUUGUGCGUAAGCACUAUUACAAAGUGCAGUUAUGUUUAAAGUGAAACUUCAUAUUUUUAAGUGCGCUGCUAAUCGAUGCAGUUUUCCUGCUUUACAAAAGACUAUUGUAAGGUUGUGCUUGUAGAAAUUGUUAAUUUAGAAUUAUUUUAACUGAUUACAAAGAGACCUAUUAGAUUCGCGAUAAAUUUUGACCAUAACUUUAAAAUAGAUUUUUGUAGAGAAGAAAAAACUACAUUAAUUAGUGCAUCUAAGAAAUCCAAUUAAAAAAACGUGCAAUUGUAUUUUGUAAUCCAUACAAAAGUGCAUGAAAGUGAUACAGAAAUGUGAAUCAUCUAAAAACAAUUAAUUUUACCUCAUGACAUUUUUUUUCUAUCUCCAACUAUUUUCAAAAUACAUUUUCGCCCAAUUACGUGUGAGACAUUCGAUAUAUAAUUUUGUCUCGAAUAUAAAUUGAUUAUCCAACUGGAUCAUUUAUUUCAUUUAUGUGGAAAUUAAAUCGUUACUAACUGUGCAUAUGAUGCAAGGAUAUUUAAAAGAAUUUCGUUUUCUUCUUUUGUGACAAUAUUGAUAAAGAUGUUUAUAAAAGCUGUGUAUUGCUAUAAAAUGCAACACAGUAUUUUUCUAAUUCAUUUUGUAAUCAUCAAAUUGCACAAUACAUAACGAUACACUUUGAUUCGAGUGUAAUUAUCAUAUCUUUAGGCUUUAUUAUUAUCUUUAUAAUAUCUUAAACAAGUUUAAGUUAAUUUGCAAUGAAAAAGUUUAAGUAUUUAUAAGUAAAAUUAAACUAUAUGAGAACCAACUUGGCAUUUAAUCAUUUUAUUUACGAGAACUUAAAUAUUUUAAAAAUUAUUCAAGAUUAAUCUGUUAUAUAUAUAUAUACUAUAUAUGAAAGUCAUGUAAAUCUAAUCAGAAUGUAUUAUCUUUUUUGUUCUUAAA
Molecule: messenger RNA, 4042 nt
Organism: Wasmannia auropunctata (little fire ant)
Lineage: Eukaryota; Metazoa; Arthropoda; Insecta; Hymenoptera; Formicidae
Gene: RhoGAP54D
Product: rho GTPase-activating protein 19
Exons: 7
Coding region: 125-2854 (909 amino acids)
Biological process (GO): signal transduction; regulation of small GTPase mediated signal transduction
Cellular component (GO): cytoplasm
Molecular function (GO): GTPase activator activity
Source: RefSeq, a predicted model, not a curated record